Molecule: messenger RNA, 732 nt
Organism: Candidozyma auris
Lineage: Eukaryota; Fungi; Ascomycota; Pichiomycetes; Serinales; Metschnikowiaceae
Gene: RAS1
Product: Ras family GTPase RAS1
Exons: 1
Coding region: 1-732 (243 amino acids)
Biological process (GO): signal transduction
Cellular component (GO): plasma membrane
Molecular function (GO): GDP binding; GTPase activity; GTP binding
Source: RefSeq, a predicted model, not a curated record
AUGUUAAAAGAGUAUAAGUUGGUUGUUGUGGGCGGCGGUGGUGUCGGUAAAUCUGCGCUCACCAUUCAGCUCAUUCAGUCUCAUUUUGUUGAUGAAUAUGAUCCUACGAUCGAAGAUUCCUACAGAAAACAGUGCACAGUCGACAAUGAACAAGUGGUGUUGGAUAUUUUAGAUACCGCCGGUCAGGAAGAAUAUCUGGCCAUGAGAGAGCAGUACAUGAGAACCGGCGAAGGUUUUUUGUUGGUGUAUGCCAUCAACUCUAGAAACUCAUUGGAAGAAUUGCAGACGUUCUAUGAGCAGAUUCAGAGGGUCAAAGAUUCCGACAAUGUGCCAGUGUUGGUUGUGGGAAAUAAGUCAGAUUUGGAGAUUGAGAGACAGGUAAGUUACGAGGAAGGUGCCGAAUUGGCAAAAGCUUUGAACUGCCCCUUUUUAGAGACGUCAGCCAAGCAGAGAAUCAAUGUUGAAGAGGCCUUUUACGGAUUGGUUAGAUCAAUUAAUGAAAAGACCACCGAAGUUCCACUCCAGGAGCAGGAGGCUCCUGCUUCCUCCGCUACCCCCGCGGCUGCGCCAGCCCUGAACGAUGCUGCUGCUGAAACCCCUAAUGGAGCAGUGGAUGGUGGCAACAACAAGACAACCCAGCCCAGCAAGCCUGCUGCCGAGAGGAAAACAGCUCAGACUCUGUCGAGCGCGCCGGCGCCAAAGGAGAAGAGCGGGUGUUGUGUGAUUGUGUAG